AUGGUAUUCUGCUUGUUUUUUACUUCUUUUUUGUUGCAGACUGAAGGGGAUAUCUGCUUUGGCUGUGGCGACGUAAUAGCAGAUAGGUAUCUGUUGCGCGUGAGCGGGAGAUCGUGGCACGUGCAGUGUCUCAGAUGUUGUGUGUGUCAAACACAGCUGGAGAGACAAUCGACGUGUUUUAUCAAAGAGGAUAACAUCUACUGCCGAGUUGAUUACACAAGAGAGUUCGGCGCCAAGUGUGCAAAAUGUCUGCGUCAUAUACAGCCCAAUGACUGGGUACGAAGAGCUCGUUCACAUGUCUAUCACCUGGCAUGUUUUGCCUGUGACAGCUGUAAACGUCAACUGUCUACGGGAGAGGAAUUCGCCCUCCAGGACAACCGAGUCCUCUGUAAGACACAUUACGUGGAGAUGCUGGAAGGAGGUCCGUCUAAAGAUUCAGACAGCAGCCAAAAAACAAAGACGAAGCGAGUGCGGACCACAUUCACCGAACAGGUCCAAGUCCUUCAGGCCAAUUUCCAACUGGACAGCAACCCUGAUGGUCAAGAUCUCGAGAGAAUCGCACAAAUCACAGGACUCAGUAAACGUGUGACGCAAGUGUGGUUUCAAAAUUCCAGAGCGAGGCAGAAGAAGUAUCAACAGCAACAACAGAAGGGAGAUAACUCUUCCGGAAGUAUCAGUCCACGUGACACGCUGACGAUCAUAACGGGCCAGCAUAGUCCACAAUGGUCCAGCGGCGAAGAGUGUGGAUCCAGCAGCGGUCUUUCCUUCAUGGAGUGA
This is a messenger RNA of Haliotis rubra (blacklip abalone), 777 nucleotides long. Its product is annotated as LIM/homeobox protein Awh-like. Gene Ontology annotation, cellular component: nucleus. The record is from RefSeq and is a predicted model, not a curated record. Gene Ontology annotation, molecular function: RNA polymerase II transcription regulatory region sequence-specific DNA binding; DNA-binding transcription factor activity, RNA polymerase II-specific. Gene Ontology annotation, biological process: regulation of transcription by RNA polymerase II; neuron differentiation. Lineage: Eukaryota; Metazoa; Mollusca; Gastropoda; Lepetellida; Haliotidae.